AUGUCACGGCUUUUGACACGUGUGCUACACCCAUGGCGAACCAUUAAGCGACAUCAUACCAAGAAGCAUUCAUCUGAGCAGCAACAACAAUCAUUCACCAGCGCCUCAUCCACCGUUAUUGUUGCGCCUUCGCUUUCAUUCUCGACAUCAUCUUGUUUGACCGAGUCCCAAUACUAUCGAGAUGAUCUGGUGCGUGUAGAUGCUUUGCAAUAUGCCUUAAACCGACAACAUGAUAAGGAUGGCAAUGAGGAUUUCUUUUGCAUAUGGAACGAUGAGCUUGAUCGAGUAUACGAGAGGAGCCGUGUAGCACUAGGAUCGUUGGAACAAAGGGUGGACGAGCUUUGCAGUGAGAUCUGCAUCAUUGCCUCUCCUUUGCAAAACCCAAAUUGUCGUUCCUUGCAGCAUGCCCAACAGCUCAUAUCCAAUUAUUUGCGUGAAUGGCAAGUAGCCCCAGGUCAAACCACUAGCCAGCGACCCAAAAGCCAACUCGUAACAAGGGAGAAAGAUGACAAUGAUGAGGACAAAAAGAUUGUAUCGGGAGAGAAAUUUCAAGAAAGCAACAUGUCAUUUGAUGUUUACUUCCAAGGUCUCAAGGAGAGGGUGCUAUCUUCUAACGACGCCCAUCCGGAGCUAACAAGGUGCAUCCAAUUGGUCUGUCAAUGGGAGCAUGACCUCUUUCUAUUUCAACAGUACUUGGAUCAACAAAUGUUGAUUUUGUGGGACGUGGCUCAUCACCAGCCAUCUAUUCUUCACUUGCUACAGUCACGUUGGCAUCGACGUUACAAUCAAUGCACACAAGGGGCUCAGGCGCUUCAAGAUAGAACCUUAUUGGAGAAGAGUGCGCCAUCACGUGAAGAUUUUACAUGUGCGAUUUGCCUAUGUGUCCUUUCAGAGCCAGUGACGCUUGCCAAUUGUCUCCACACUUUUUGUCGAUCAUGUUUGCAACGUCUUUAUUGUACAUGCACCUCACCUUAUUGCAACAGCCCAUGUCAUUAUACAUCACGCCAUUAUCGGCGGCAACGUCACCGGCAAUCAUCCAUCUCAUACAGCAAAAAGAAACAAAAGCUACUUGCCUGCCAGUGUAAUUUCAGCAUGCCUGUUCAGCAUGCAUGCCCCUUAUGUCGAUCAUCUUUUACGGUGCAGGAUUGUACAAUGAAUGUGGCUCUCGAUAACUUUAUUACUUUAUACUUUCCAUACGAAGAAAACUCGACAAUGAAUAAUCCAAGUGGUCGUCAGCAACGCAACAAGCGACGUUCAUCUAUUUAUCAAGCUGUACAACAAUGGCUCAAUGGGGAUGAUUUACAAGGCCAAGAGCCACCACCUCUUCCCACCACCACUACUACUACUAGUAAUACCUCUCCUUCAACGGGAGCUGGAACAAGGUAUGACAGUAGCAUUCGCCCUGAAUCUACCGCUGCAGGAUACGACGCGUUCAAUCGUGAUCUUUAUAAUCUGGCCCGUCGUUCGUGGUGGUUUUAA
Molecule: messenger RNA, 1479 nt
Organism: Lichtheimia ornata
Lineage: Eukaryota; Fungi; Mucoromycota; Mucoromycetes; Mucorales; Lichtheimiaceae
Exons: 4
Coding region: 1-1479 (492 amino acids)
Source: RefSeq, a predicted model, not a curated record